Molecule: messenger RNA, 1529 nt
Organism: Oryzias melastigma (Indian medaka)
Lineage: Eukaryota; Metazoa; Chordata; Actinopteri; Beloniformes; Adrianichthyidae
Product: P2Y purinoceptor 14
Exons: 1
Coding region: 281-1309 (342 amino acids)
Biological process (GO): G protein-coupled receptor signaling pathway
Cellular component (GO): membrane
Molecular function (GO): G protein-coupled purinergic nucleotide receptor activity
Source: RefSeq, a predicted model, not a curated record
ACUAGACCUAGAACCCUGGAGGAGAUACACCGCUGGUUCAAGACAGAAUCCAAACCCGUCUGUGAGGUUUGGUGUCACUUUUCUUUCUCCCACUUAAGACCUCAUGAACUUCAUAAGCAGCAGAUGUGGGCGGGGUCUGAAGAGUGUGGGGGAUACUGGCCCUUGAAGACCUGGAACUGGACCUUAAUGGUAGACACACAGAGCCGUCCCUUCAGGUUCUGUCGACUAUUUUUGUGUGAACCCAUGAAGCUGCUGUAAUGAAGAAUUUGUGUUUGCAGGGAUGAACAACUCCAUGGAGAAUCAGACCAACAUCUCCGACCUGGACAGUAUCUUCAUACUUCGGGUCCUGCCCUCGCUCUACUGCCUCAUCUUCGUGGUGGGUCUGCCUCUCAACUGCAUGGCUGCCUGGAUGUUCUUCCGAGUUGCUGCAGAGUCUGGCCUGGUGGUCUACCUGCAGAACAUGAUGCUGGCCGACCUCCUCAUGCUAAUCACCAUCCCCCUGAGAGUGGCAGAUACUCUGGGUCUCAAGAACAAGGAUGUCUUCAUCAUCACUUGCAGAUACGCUAACAUGCUCUUCUUCACUUGCUUGCUCACGGGAAUCCUCUUCGUCUGCUUCAUCAGCCUCGAGCGCUAUGUCAAGAUUGUCCAUCCCUCGUCUUCUGCCUCCUGCACAUCCAGGUUUAGUGUGCUAUCCUUGCUGCGCUAUCUGGAGAAGACCAGGCAUGCUUGGGUGGUGGUGGCCAUCAGCUGGGUCGUCGUCCUGUCCAUUGUGCUGCCGAAUGUGGUGAUGACGAGCCUGGCACCAACGGGACAGACCUUCCAGGACUGCAUGGAGCUGAAGACGCCGAUGGGAGUGAUUUGGCACACAAGGGUCAUUCUCUUUGAUGCAUCUUUGUUCUGGGUGACGUUGGUCAUCGUGACCUUCUGCUACGGCUCCAUCGGCGUGGAGGUGUACAGGUCACAGACAGGCAUGUGCCAGGACAGCACCGGUGCCUGCAACCGGUCCAGCCGCAGCAUCUUCAGCAUCCUGGUGAUGUUCUUCAUCUGCUUUGUGCCGUACCACGUGUGCCAUGUGAAGUGUAGUCUCAGUCAGAUUCAAGGGUCAAACGACGGCUGCCACGACAGUCUUAUACUUCACCACCUGAAGGAGGUGUCGCUCUUCCUGUCAGCUCUGACCGUCUGCCUCAACCCCGUCGUCUACCUGCUGAUGUGUCCAAAAUUCCAAGAGACUCUGAGGAGGAAACUGUCUGAGAGGAGAAGGAGGAGAUCCCAGACAGUCCUCUCAGCCCAGACUCCGAGCAACACCUGAGAGACGGCGUGAGACGAGGAGUGAGGCUCUUUCCUGCCCUCUAGUGGUGUCAGAAUGUCACUACACCCAGAACCUGAGAGUUGAGGAGAAAACACAUAAUUCUCAUCAGCAAGUUUCUCCUCCUUCAUCACCUGAAUCCACCGACAGUAAGGAACAGUUUGUUCACUUAAUCGACUGAAACAUGAAAACCAAUAAAUAAAGGAACCAUGACGGAUGUCAU